Molecule: messenger RNA, 2820 nt
Organism: Amoebophrya sp. A120
Lineage: Eukaryota; Dinophyceae; Syndiniales; Amoebophryaceae
Source: the annotation of a GenBank genome assembly
UGCCGCUGACGAGUACUCGGCUCGGUCUUCGAAAGACGCUGCUGGGGUUCGUUCUUUGCAAUACCAUUCUGCUGCAUGUAGCAGCUCCAAAAACAAAAAUAAACGUGGGUGUGGGAGGACAAUAUAUAUUUUUCAACGUUUUCCAGCCCUCGCGGCACCGCUUGGGCGAAGCCGCCCGCGUACGGUGACGCUUUCUCCCUCUUUUUCACGACAACCACAAGUGUUUCGGCUUCAACUUUCCAUCAGAAGGCGUACAGCUUUUCUUUUUGCUAAACUAAAACUGCAAGCCUCGGCGUAUUAAGCAUCCAUAGUUGUACACAAAAGCUCUUGCUAAGCUUUACCUACAAAAUGGCGCUGCCACAACAAAUUGAAAUGACGGAGGUCCUCGGGGCGACCAAGGUCAGCCCCCUAGAGGAGGUGGUGGUGGAAGGCAACCAUAUGAUGAUUGCGCCCAUACAGGAAAACAUGGGGAUGCCGAAGGAUGUCUUCGGCAAAGGACCCGUGACAAUCAGACAAAAGGUAGAGAAUACUGGGAUAGGAGUUUGGGUUUGAAUUUUACUACGAUCACGAUGAGCAGAGACAUCGCUUCGGGCGUGCUUUUCGGACGCACACUCUUGCUGGGUCCAAUACAUAAUUGACAAUAAGAAUAUGUAAAGGUAAACACGUACACUAUCUCUAUCACUACUUCAGCAAAUCUAUACCUCAAACAUAUCAGGUGACGAAGCGCAAUAAAUUGCAUCGAGUUGGUCUCUAUCCACAGUAAAUUUCCUGUACAUGUACAAAUGCGAAUUCUGCAUGACAAAGCUUUCUUAUAAUUCUGCUCAGCAUGACAAGCGGCAUGCUCCAAGUUGGUGAAAUUUGUGAUGCAUUUUGUACAUGUGCAGGAAAUUUGUAUUGCAUAGUCUCGAAGUGCGAUUUGAACAACCGAUACAACGUGACCACUGUAUCAAAUGCAAAUAUGUCUGGGUCUGGAAGAAUGCUGGAAUUUGUCAUGCAGAGUUUGCAUGACCCAUAAGGUCUGUGAUGCAUGCCCUAGCAUCAGAGAUUCUGCGAUGGCUUUCUGAUGCUCAUACCGCAUGAGAAAUGCCCUCUCCGCGUAGCAAAAAUUGGGACUCUUUUGCUGUUCAUGCAAUACAGAUUUUAUGUAGAAUGAAUCCAAAGGUAGCAUUACAAGCUGCUUCCUUCCAGACCCAGAUAUUUUUACAGUUGAUACACUGCGGAGGGCAACCACUACUACUUCCAGGAGGACACGUAUCGCAAGAAAAAAGUGUUACAGUUACACAUUGUGUUGCAGGCCAAGCAAGACAGACCAGCUCUGUCAUGCCGGAUAUGCCUAGGAGCUUCGUUUCAUAGGUGUUUUCCCUUAGUAUUUCUGAAUUGCAAGCUUUCUCUCUCAUGCGCAGAAAUUUGUGUUGGUGAAUUGACAACAAAUGUGUACUAACUGUAACACUUUUUUCGUGGGAUAACACGCCGUGCAUGAUGCGUCAAUGCUGCGGCGAGGCCCGGUCCUUCACCGUUGAUUUGCACAACAGCAACGAUUCCAACUCCGGGCCAAAGCUGUACUCCGGCGAGAAACAGAACGUUACCUUCCACAAAUGCAUCCCCCUCGCCUGCCUCCCCAUGUGUCGCCCAGAAAUGAUCGUAUAUGAUAGAUUGCUGAUGUUGUCUAGUACUAGAACUAGUACGACACUGAUUUCAACUAGUUUUUUCGGCUUGUUGGGGCAGCGCCAGCGUAGUUAUUCUUGAAUGAAGUUCUGGAAGAUUCAAACACAUAAAAACUCAGGUGUUCAACAAAGUGACGGGCAAGAAAGUCGGGUCGAUCCGGGACCCUUUUAUGUGUUGCAAUGUCACCGAGACCAUCAAGGAUGCUGAUGGGAAGGUCUUGUACUACAUGGAGGGGCAGUGCUAUGCAAGCAAAAAACUGUGUUUAGUGUAACUUUCUUUGGCCGGCAGCAUCACAAAUUUUCUCUACAUGACAGAGAAAACCUGUCAAGCGUGGCUGGUAAGGCAAAACACACACGGAAAGAGGACUUCAUGGCUGUCUGGCAUGACAGGUGUAACUCUCUUGCAUGUUCUGCAUUUACAAAGUUACACUUACGCAGUUUUUUUCUUGCAUAAGUGCCUACAGCUCGGGUUUUACCUGCCCUGCUGCUUCGACAUCGAGUUCCCCAUCGAGUCGGACCAGACGAAGGGGCGGGAAGGCAAGGGCAUGUUUUACAAGCGGGCGGGUGGGUGCAUGGAGUUCCUGUGCGGAGACCUGGCCUCCAAGUUCGAAGUGGAGUUCCCCCCCGAUGCGGACACAGACGACAAGAAGGCGCUGCUGGUCAUGAGCUCCAUGAUGAUCGAUAUGAUCUACUUCGAAAAACAGGACCGGUGCAAGCCGAAGAGGAACAAGUAAAAGAACCAGGUCGGCAUUUUCGAUCAGAUGAAUGAAGGUUUUUUUCUGCUGAGGCGUAGCACCAGUGUGUGUUGAUCAGCUACUAAGUAUUCUCUCCUACAUCGAUAUGUUGCACGAAUGCUUAUGCUGCAAAUCGUCGGAUAUGGUUGAGUAAUUACCACCUUCUCGAUGAUUUCAAGUGUAUUUAGUAAUCAAGUAGUAGUUUCAACUCUGUUUCGCUUCGCACUUUCUGCUAAGAUGCGAGCUCCAGUAAUCCUUGCUUGAUAUGCAUCACGGUAUGCGUAGUGUCACUCUCAACCCGAACCGUAUGUCUAUGUGUACGAUGAACGUCUCCCGUUGACAUUGUUGUUGACCAAGAAAAAAGAAGAACGCUCAUGGAAACGAUAGUAAAAAAAUGCAAUCAUUGCAUUGGGGCAACUAAU